GGCUGCGAGCGCUCGACCGCUCCAGCAGUGAGGCGUCAGACAGCUGCCCCUAGCGCACCGCAUCCUGCGUCCGCGAGUCCGUUCGUGUGUUGCGAUGAAGCAACAAGAAAAGCUUUUAGCAAGUACAUAUAAUGCUAAAGUUACCCAAAGGUCUUAAGAAGAAGAAGAAAAGUAAAAAAUCGAAGCGCAAAGGGGACGAAGAUCUUUUUACCGAAGCAGAUUUAGAGAAAUAUAGAAGAGAACAUCAGCAACAAGCAGAAAACGGAGAAGGUUCUGUGAAACAGAAUGAAGAGUGGUCGAAGUUCAAAGACUUAACAACAGGCAUUGAUUCAGUUCUAAAUAAAACCAAGGAUGAUUUAGAUCGUAUAAAGUCUACAUCAUUUUUUCAAAGAAUUACAGUUAAAAAAGAAAUCCAAGCAGUCGAAAAGGAAAAACCUGUAAGAACAGUUGUUGAAGUAACAGAAGCGGAUUUUCCACAUUUGGUUCAGGCUGCAACGAAAGAGAUCGAUGGAGAUAAGAGUGAGUACGGUGUGACAGAUGAGGAAUCGGACGAAGAAGAUGAUUCCGACAUUUUUGACACUUCAUACAUUGAAGCAGUUCAACGUGGAGAAGUAAAAUUAGCGUACGUUCCUGAUUCUCCAGAAGAAUUGAAGGACGACGACAUUUUUGAUACAUCGUAUGUUAAUGCAUUAAUAAAGGGCCAAGAGAGUAAAACAUCUAAAGGCAGAAAAGAAUUAGAUAUUGGUGUUGCAGUGGAGGUACUUACUGGUCGUAUUGAUAAUGUGAAAAUUACAACGGCUAAGAAAUCUAAAAGAACCAUACCAGGAGAUUUAUUAUUAGAAAAUGACGAAACAAUAUCAAGUACAGCAGGCAAAUCCGUUGAAGAACUAGUUGAACAAAGUAUAUUAGAUAUUGAUAGUGAUAUACCUAUUGACGCACCAAUAGAUUUGACCUCAUCUUUAGUAGUCCCAGUAAGAAAAGAGGCUGAAGAUCAUAUUGAGUCAAAUCCUGAAAUCGUAAAAGAGGAUACACUUGCAGUUGAAGAGUUCGAUGAAUUUGCACAAUUGGCUGUAGAAUCUUUAGAAACGAAGGACUUAGCAAUUAAAUUGGAUGAAAGAGAGAUAAAACUUGAGCCUGUUUUAGAAGAUUCUUGGUCUGCAUUUGAAGCGAAUACUAAAGAGUCAGUGUUUGCUGAAGGUAUUGUUGAAGAUCAACUUGAUGUUCUAGAUCCUUAUCAAGACGAUCCUUUUGAUACCAGUUUCGCUGAUGCCGUAGUGGGUAACACUCAGACAAAAAAAUAUAGACAAGAAACUGUCAUACUAGACGAAGACGAUGAUUUCGAUCCUCGUGCUGAGGAAGUUCAAACACGAUUAAAUAACCGCAGAAAAUCAUCUGUGCGCAUACAUUUAACUGAUCCUUCUGGUAUCAGAGAAUCAAUAACAUCUGACGACGCUAUAGACACGACCACAACUGAACAAUACCGUGAUUUUCUUGGAGGUAGUACCACUGACCUUACAAAAUUAGAAGAUUCACCGUUGGCUCCAAUUAAUGCAAAAGAUAUAGACCCCUUUGAUACUACUCUUGUUGAAAAUAUCGUAGAACCAGGAAAAAUAGAAUUGAAAUUCUUAGAAAAAGAGCUAAUAACUUCUACACCAACAGCUAUUUAUCGAGUGCCAAGUGAUCCUGACUUUGAUCCUCGAGCUGAGGAGCCAAUAUCAUAUGAGAGGAGGGCUUCCCGUCCAGAAAACUUAACCGUUGGAAAAAACGUUGUUUUUAACAUUGAAAGCGCUCGUUGUGAGAUUUCAAAUACAAAACAGAAACCAGUAAAGCCAGUUACUCCUUAUUAUACUCGUGAAUUAUCUAUCACGGAAAAUACGAAUGAAGAGUCUUUAAUUCACGACAAGGCAUUAUCAAGUUUACAAAGGGCCCACUCAGACGAAGACUUAGCAUUAAAUUUUACUCGGGAGUCGAAAAGACGUCAUUCUGAAUAUCCUCAAUCAUCUAAUAAAAACAUUGUACUAAAAACAGAUCUUCUUAAUAGUGAAGGCGCGGAAAUUCAAUCAAAGGUUUUAACUCCUGCACCUAUAGAUGAAAAUAAUAGUGCAGCGGCUACUCGAGUUGAAGUAGAUCCGUUUGAUACUUCCAUUGCAAAUAAUAUUCAGCCAGGUAAAACUGAAUUACGUCUACUAGCGAAAGAAUUCUCUACUGAAAAGUCUGAUAACCUAAAAAUUGAAGAAGAUACGGAUUUUCUAGAGACUGCGGACGACCUAUUUCAAGUUAAGGCACUUACACCAGAACCUUUUAAUGAAGUAGACAGAUCCGAAGACUUUGACCCAUUUGACACUUCAUUUGCAACUGAUAUUGCUCCAGGCAAAACUGAAGUAAAGCUUUUGGAAAGUGAAUUUUUAAAUUGAUAAUCCUAAGAUUUCACAAUGGCAUUUAAUCCAUUCUUAUCGAUGAAUGAGCCAGUAGCUCCAAUCUCAGCUGAUGUUCUUAAUCCGUUUAUGGUGACCGACGAGAAUCCAGAUUUCACUUCAAAUGAAAAUCCAUUUUCAAACAGUAAUCCAUUUUCUGAUUUUGGAAAUAGCUAUGAACCACCUAUGGGCGAUACAGUUCCUAUUGAUAUUUUUAAUAGCUCUGAACCAGUAAAUGUAGGAGCGAAGCAAUAUAAUGAAGUGAACAGUUCCCACAUUAUAUUUGAUAAUCAAUUCACAUCGAGCGAAAUAUUAAGUAAGCCGAAUGAAUUGAAUCUGGUUUCUUCACCAAUGACUGGUGAUUCCAACUUGGACCAUGAAAUCAGCAUGUCAAAUAAUUCACGACCAUUGCCAACAGAAACACAAAAUUUAAUUCUUAGUGUUACAGGACAUAUGGAAUUUACUAGUUCCCAUUUACUGGAUCGAAUUCCACCUACACGGACACCUAGCCCUGUUUCUGUUCGUGAUAUUCAGUCUCCAAGUCCAAUACCAGAACCAGAUAAUAUAUCGACUGAUGAAACGUAUGCUCCAUCAAAUCCAGAACCAACUCGCAGCAAGCCCACUCGGCCACCUCCUGCGCGUCCACCUCGACCAGCACCUCCCCCAAGGCCUCAACCACCACCACAACAAACUCAAACAAUUGAUGACAUAAACCUUUUUGAUGCUCCAGUACCUGUAAUAGUUAAACCUACGAAGGAAGCAAUUCUAAGCCUGUACUUAACUCCUAAGCCCGAAGAAAAACCAGUUGAUUUCUUGAGCGAUGAUAUCCCAGAUAUAACAAGUAAUGUGGUUAUGUCUGGCUCUAACGGAAGUAAUGAAGUGGAAACUAACCCGCUCUAUAUGGACGAAACCAGUGAUAGAGUAGAUAAUAAUACUAUGAAUAUAAACGAUGAUAUACCCAAGGAAAACAAUAGUAUUUUAUCAAUGGAUUCGUCAGAGCCAUCAAUGAAUUCAAAUAUUGCUAACGUAUCCUCUUCAUUUAGCACCCAAAUUGAAACUGAUACCUCAAUUAUAAAAAGAUCACAGGAUUUGGAAAAAAAUCCAUUUGAAUGUGCAGAUGAUUUAAAUGAUAGCUCAGGUUUUGAAACCUCGGCUGUUAAUAAUAUAUUUGCGAUAGAUUCAGAAGAAAGUGAAAAGCCUGUGCUGCCGAAUAGUUUGCAAACUAAUAAUACUAUCAAAAUCGACAUUAAUAUUAUUGAUAACAAACGAGAUUCACCAAUGGACGUGGAACUUGAUUCUUGUGAUAAUUCUCAAAUAGCUGCUGAAUAUAUUUCUUACAACCAAGCUGAAACACCUACAUUACAAACAGAAAAUGACACAAAAUUCGGAUGGGGAACAGAACCAAUGACACAAGAUUAUCGUACAGAAUCACAGAACAUAUUUUCAUUACCGAAUAACGCUUUUCCGGAGUCCUACAACGCAAUUCCUGUUUCACAAGACGCUUUUCCGGAAUCAGAUGUUGAGAUUCCGGAAACACAAGAAAAUAAUUCGAAAACAGAUGAUUAUUUUCAAGAGUCCCAAGAAGCUUUUCCUGAUUCUCAAGAUGCUUUUGAUGCUUUCUCGGCAAAAUUUGAUUCUGCAAAUACAAAUCAAAUGGCCUCUGAUGCGUGGGGCGUUGGAAGCGCGCCGGACGCUGCGGCGAGCGGCUUCGAAGCGGAGGCGUUCGACUCGUUCCUGCAAAUGGAGGCACCGCCCCCUCCCGCUGCCACGCCACAACUCGAGCACCGCAGCUCAAGGGACUCCACUGACGACACCUUCUCAGUGUUUAUCAGACCCCAGCAAGCGGAAGCGGGCGACUCCGGGCUGCCACCGCCGCUGGCGCCCCCGCCCCCGCGCGCGCAUCCGCCGCUUGAGUCCCCGCGAGCGAACCCCUUCGACGAGGCCCCCAGCGCGGGAAUCCCCACACGCCCGGAGCGCUGCGUCCCGGAGACACAAGAUGUGGGUCGAAGUCGCGAGGGACGCGAUGGUGGAGACACUCCCCCCACCCCUCUAUUCGAUGAGGACGUGUCGGUGCCGCUGGAGGAUUUCCCACGCACCACCUACAAUGGCCCCGGCUGGGAGAUGCAUCUUCGACAGCCCAACAAAAAGAAGAUCACGGGACAGAGGUUCUGGAAGAAGGUGUUUGUGCGGCUGGUGACGACGGGUGACACGGCGGCCGUGCAGCUUCUUAACAGCGCGGGAGACAAGCAGCCACUGCAGGAGCUGCCACUGCAGGCGUGCUACUCUGUGUCCGACGUGGGAGCGCAGCAGUUCGACCAGUUCGGCAAGAUCUUUACCGUCAAGUUGCAAUAUGUCUUCUACAAGGAGCGCCCGGGCGUGCGGCCUGGGCAGGUGACAAAGGCGGAGCGCAUCACGAACAAGCUGUCCCAGUUCGCGGCGUACGCCAUCCAGGGGGACUACCAGGGAGUCAAGGAGUUCGGCAGCGACCUACGCAAGCUGGGCCUGCCCGUGGAACAUGCGCCCCAGGUUUCGCAGCUGUUCAAGAUCGGCUCUCUCAACUAUGAGGACGUGAAGCAGUUCUCGUGCUGCGUAGAGGAGGCACUGUUCCGGCUGUCGGCGCACCGCGACCGAGCCCUCACCUACAAGAUGGAAGAGGUGCAAAUAACUGCGGUGGACGAGCUGUACGUGGAACAGGACGCUGAGGGCAUCGUGCUGAAGCAGAUCGCGCGAGUCCGGCUCUUCUUCAUCGGCUUCCUCAGCGGUAUGCCUGACGUGGAGCUGGGCGUGAACGACCUUCGGCGACAAGGGCGGGAGGUGGUGGGUAGACACGACAUCAUCCCCGUCGCCACGGAGGAGUGGAUCCGCGUGGAGGACCCUGAGUUCCACGCCUGUGUGCAGCCCGCGGAGUUCGCGGCCACACAGAUCAUCAAGUUCAAGCCGCCUGACGCGUGCUACAUCGAGCUGAUGCGGUUCCGUGUGCGGCCACCCAAGAACAGGGAGCUGCCACUCCAGCUCAAAGCGGUCUGGUGCGUCAUCGGAAGCAAGGUGGAGCUCCGCGCAGACGUCCUGGUGCCAGGGUUCGCGUCGCGCGCGCUGGGCCAGGUGCCGUGCGAGGACGUGGCCAUCCGCUUCCCCAUCCCCGAGUGCUGGAUUUACCUGUUCCGUGUCGAGAAGCACUUCCGCUACGGCUCGGUCAAGUCUGCGCACAGACGGACGGGUAAAAUCAAAGGAAUCGAACGGUUCCUCGGCGCGGUGGACACCUUGCAGGAGUCGCUGAUAGAGGUGACGUCGGGACAGGCCAAGUAUGAGCACCAGCACCGCGCCAUCGUGUGGCGCAUGCCGCGGCUACCCAAGGAGGGGCAAGGCGCGUAUACCACGCACAACCUGGUGUGUCGUAUGGCGCUGACGUCGUACGACCAGGUGCCGGGCGAGUUGGCGCGGUGGGCUCACGUGGAGUUCACGAUGCCAGCCACGCAGGUGUCGCACAUGACCGUGCGCUCUGUGUCGCUGCAGCAACACGACGGAGACCCACCCGAGAAGUACGUGCGCUAUCUAGCGCGCCACGAGUACGUCGUGGGUAUAGAACGUACCACAGAGCAGCAGACGGCGGCCUAUACCCUGGCAGCGAGUGUGCCCGAGGCCAAGCGUGAGCCGGCGCCCGCUGCACCCUCCCCGCUGCCCGCGCCUUCCGAGUCCGACUCCGACUCGGACUAGAUGCUCGCGGCGCCUGGACAUUAGAGGAGGGGGGAGUGCUGGUCAUAGAAGCAACGUAGGACAAUGUUGUGUUUGAACAGUUCCAACAUUAACGUUGCACUGUGUGAAGUGAUUCGAUGAUGCUCGUAGGUACUUUAAUUUUAAACGAAAUCAAAAAUGUUUUAUGAUCUGUUAAAUAAUACUCAACUCUACUUAUCUACUGCGUUCAUCUUUAUGGCGCGCUAGGCCUUAUGGAUGUAUUCGUGUAGAAUUAUUAAUAUAGGAUCACAUAUUUCUAUAUCUCUGAAAAAAUUGAUGAUUUUAUGAGAGAGUCCUGUAUACGCAUACAGAAAAAAAUGUAGGUAGGUAUACGUUAUAAAAAUAUGAUAUAUUAUAUGUUGUAUCGGAUUCGUAUAUCUUUCUUCUAACAUAAAAGUAGUUUGGUAGAAGAACCUACCUUUAGUUCAACAAAAACUUGAUAUAUACAAGUAUCUAUAACUUAUAUGUACUAGGCCUCUGUUUAUAAUAUAUCGUCACUGGUACUAUAUACGUUAUACUAGGUUUAUGUGGUGUACGUAACACAAAUUUACAGCAUUAGUACGUAUAUACAUGUAAAAACGAGUGGUUAAUUUAACAUUGACACUUAACUCAUGUGAUUAUUAUUUGUACCUAAAUGUUAUUAUCUAAGCCACGUAGUGAUCUAAAUGAAUAUAACUAGGUAUUACAUAUUAUUGUACCUAGAUAGCUAUGCGUCGAGUAACCAAGCACUACAUUGUUUCUGUCAUAUAUGUUAUAGUACAAUACAGUAAGUAGUCGUGCGGAAUUAUAAUAAUAAGUAACUAGCUACGUUUAUAGGUAUUUAGCGGACAUAAAAGGAACUGUUGUAAAAAGGUUUGAUUCCAAUUUAUUGGUCGGUCACUGUAGAUUGAUAGUUGAUACGUAGUAGCUAUACGCACUAACUCCGUAGAUGUUAAUUAUAUUUAAAUUUAACAUAACGAUAGAUCAUCCCGAUGUCUACCUACUACAAGUAACUACUUAUUUGUUAUAAUGCUGUUUUAGGUGAACAGAUUCAAAGUUUAGUGAAGCACAAUCAAGCGGCUUUCGGAAAUGUUAUAUUUUGUUUCUAUAAAAAAAUAGCUAGUAACAGCGUGUACAGUGUGAGAGAUUAUAAUUACAUGUUUGUCGUAGAUAACUAGAUAUGUAAGCAAUAUACAUACAUACAAAUAUAUAUUAUAAUGAUUAGCGAGUGUUUUGUAGCCGCAGUGCUGCGAGCUGUCAGAUGUCAGCUGUCAAGCUGUCAACUGUAAAGACAGUGGCGCGACCGGCUGUGGCUGGUCGCCGGACAUGUACAUACGUAGACAGAUCACAGAUAUAUAAAGCGCUACGUUCACCUGUCGCUAGAAUAGGGCGGGAGAACCGCAUGCCGCGUGGGAGCUGAUCAAAAACGCGUGUGCGAUGACUGACUUCAGUCUGCACGUUCUUAUACAACUUUCAUAAUAUUGUUGCUUCAUUCAGCAGUCAUCGUACAUAAAUAUAAUUUAUAAACGACGAGAUUAUCUACAAUGGAAUGUAAUAUUAUUAUAACAUUAUGUAUCUAAUAAUAAUAAUAAUAAUAAUAAUAAUAAUGUAUUAUGUAAUAAUAAAUUAUUAAUGUCUGCACUAGAGCCUGUGGGAGUGUCAUGUCUCCCCUUAUAAUAUUUAUUUGUUCUGUACUUAUGUAUGUAUGUAGACGCGUGAUUAAAUAAAUCAAUAAUUACCAAAGUAUUUACCUAAUUAUAUACAACUAUUUAGCUUAUAUAUUAUCUAUGUAUUUGUCAUAACUAUAACCUAACAAAAUAUAUUGUAAUCAUUAAAUGUAGGUAGCUUAGCAGUUGGAUGAAAUCGAAAAUAAAGAUACUUAUUAUAUUAAUAUAAUAAAUUAUAUCAAAAUACUUAUAAUAUCAUAUUAUUGUUUAGUGUUCUAAAAAAAUGUAACGUUUAUUUAAAUAAAAUAUUUUGUUAAGGAUUGAAAUGCUUGUAAUUGUAGCUCUUAAUUGUAAUUUAUGCAUUGGUAUAUUAAGCAAAAGAACUACCUAACUCCUAAGGCUCUGCCUCGGAGGAGUACGGGGUGGAAUGCAGGGUGAGGCAGGGAGGGUUGACCUUUCCCAAGCUCUUUAGCCUGUAUGUCAAGCGACUGAUCGAUAAGCUCAUCAGCUCCAGCAUCGGGUGUCAUAUUGACGGAGUGUGCGUGAAUAACAUUAGCUACGCAGACGAUACGGUGCUGCUGAGCCCAUCGAUUGGUGAUUUACGAAGGCUUCUAAAAAUUUGUGAGCGGUAUAUAUUAUGCGGUAGCGUAUCGGCUCAAAUACAACGCGAAAAAGAAACGAUACACAUUCAUUCCGAUCAGUUUAUAUUGUACAGCUCUAAAUAAAGUAAAGCAAGUGAAGUUUUUGGGUCACUGGGUUACCGAGGACCUCAAUGACAAUGUAUACAUUGAAAGGGACCGCAGUGCUGUCUGCCCGAUAUUUCGUGACCUCCUUUUUUCUGUCAGUAAAAUCUAACUUUUACAUAAAAACGUAAUGUGAAAUUAUUAUACGCGUUUUAAUCCUUUAAAAAGUAUUUAAUUUAAAUAAAUGUGUGCACUCGCGUUGAUAAAAAAAUAUACUAAGUAUUACGUUCUAUCUGUUAGUCUUUGUUUACCUAACUCUAAGAUAAAGUGUAGAUAUGCAGUGCGAUCAAGUGUGAAAGUACUGCAUACCUACAGUACACUAGUCUGACCUAUACUUAUUAAUGUUGCGUCUGGUUAAAUACAUUCUGAAUACUAUGUAUGUUUUAUUAUCACAAUAAUAAAGUUAGUUUUGAAGUACAAAGUAGUCGAUUUGGUCCAAAUAUUCCGUGUGAGGUAGAGAGAGCGACCCGACACGUGGCCGGUGGGCGGAGCCACACGACCCGUACGACCGCAUCAGUUGAUGCCCGUCGGGUCAGAUCCGGACUCUUCUGAAGGUCGUUCGGUGAAAACUCAAGGGCAAUAAUUAGUGCAAGGAUAGUACCUAGGUGUGGACAGCUGUAUUUAUUGUUGUUGAAUUAAAUAUUCCCAUUGUAA
Molecule: messenger RNA, 9189 nt
Organism: Leptidea sinapis
Lineage: Eukaryota; Metazoa; Arthropoda; Insecta; Lepidoptera; Pieridae
Product: protein stoned-B
Exons: 15
Coding region: 2433-6128 (1231 amino acids)
Biological process (GO): regulation of endocytosis; clathrin-dependent endocytosis; synaptic vesicle endocytosis
Cellular component (GO): synaptic vesicle; AP-2 adaptor complex
Molecular function (GO): clathrin-cargo adaptor activity
Source: RefSeq, a predicted model, not a curated record